CUCUGUGUUCGUGGGACUCAGGUGGAUGAUGAAUUUAUGAGUACACUGAUAUCUAUGCUUCAUUGCUUCUCAGAUUUGUGUGUCGUUCCUUCUCCUUUUUGCUAACGUGAUUGCGCUUUCUUCCACCUUUGCCUUCAUACCUUGUUUAGACGAUGAUUUGCACCAUUCCAUUUCGUCUGUGGACUACCUGUCAUGUUGUUUCGCACCUUCUAUGUUUAUCUAUUGAGUUGUUUCUCUAUAAAUGGUUCAGAUGUAGCUACCUUACUUCCCAUAUCUGUAAGACUAAGUUGGAUCGCUCCUUUCCUUUCUGCCAACUUUGUUCGCUAUUUUUUCCCUUUCUGUCGAAACUUUUGUCACUUCGACUCUCAAGGCCGCGAGCGAUGCGCAUGUUCCACCCAUCAAAAUGCAAAAUAAUGUUGAGCAGUAGCACGUCGGCCACAGAGAGCGACUAUCUAAUACCCCUCCCCUUGGACCUAGCUCUAUUUUCGAAAGUCAUCGUGCGUUUUUACAGUAGUGUCAGUGACAGGUUUAAUCUACCACCGAAUCGUUUUGCUGGAAGUCUAGAGGCAGUGGAAGCAAGGUAUUUAAGCGAGAGUGAUGAAGGAACCCUAGUUUCUUGCCCGUCUCUUCCAAGUGGACUUACAGAAUCGUCAGGAUACGAUUGUCUUCGUUGCUUCCAUUAGCGACGAGAGCGAAUAUAUGGAAAGGCAUUGCGAUAUGAGAUAAAAAUGUCUUCGAUAGAUCGUAGGAGGUAGUAGGUCCGAAUUCCGAUUUUGCUGGCAUGACUGGUUUGAUAUCAAGCUCGCUAUGGUGGGUGUUUGUUGACUCCAUCGUGCCUUCCUGUUUUGUCGACUGGAUCGUUGUUUGCUAUUCUCGUUGACUGCCUUGUUCCUUCCUUUAUAGCUGACAAUUUUUUCCAUCCAGUGUGUAUUUCUUCCCCCUCC
This is a messenger RNA of Aureobasidium pullulans EXF-150, 944 nucleotides long. RefSeq lists its product as uncharacterized. The coding region runs from base 153 to 683 and encodes 176 amino acids. The transcript has a single exon. Lineage: Eukaryota; Fungi; Ascomycota; Dothideomycetes; Dothideales; Saccotheciaceae. The record is from RefSeq and is a predicted model, not a curated record.